UGAGAUCUGUAGACACAAAUAGAUGUUUCGUCUGUAAAGAGGAAAGAAGUCCACCUAUCAAGGAACCAGCAUGCAACCAAACAACAAGUUGCGGGGAACUAUCUUAUAAAUGUUUUGCGCAGGUUGUGAAAAAAGCCAAUGGCAAUAUAGAGUUUUCCAAGGGUUGUGCUAGUGGCGGUGAUUUUCGGUGUGGUAGCAAUCCUGAAAUUUGCCGACAGGAGCUGGGGAAUGGUGCCGAAGCUUGUAAAACCACGUGUUGCUCAACCAAAGAAUGCAACGUCGGCUUCCCUGAACUGAAUGGGGGCAACGGCGUGGUACUUGGUGUUAUGCCGAUGAUUGUGUCCAUGUUCUUUGCUUUGACCUUUUUGUGA
This is a messenger RNA of Paramuricea clavata, 371 nucleotides long. Lineage: Eukaryota; Metazoa; Cnidaria; Anthozoa; Malacalcyonacea; Plexauridae. The record is from the annotation of a GenBank genome assembly.